Messenger RNA from Chionomys nivalis (European snow vole), 1009 nucleotides. It is a transcript of the gene Rpain, whose product is annotated as RPA interacting protein. Bases 241 to 900 code for a protein of 219 amino acids. The record is from RefSeq and is a predicted model, not a curated record. The transcript has 7 exons. Gene Ontology annotation, cellular component: nucleus; PML body. Gene Ontology annotation, biological process: protein import into nucleus. Lineage: Eukaryota; Metazoa; Chordata; Mammalia; Rodentia; Cricetidae.
UGUAGUUAAUCGUCUACUGAUGCCUCCCUUGGGAUGAAUCCAGAACUUUCUCUCAAGACUCAACUCCCUCAGCUCAGGUGCUGUCUACUUCUCAAUUGUCACUACUUCAUCCAUCCUUGGAUUUCCCUAAACCUGUCUAGAAAGAGUUCCAGGAAAGUCUUACGACCUGAAACUACAACUUCCAGAAUCCUUUGCGCGCGGCUAAGGGGCGGUGAUUUCGGAGCCGUCUCCCGCUAAGAGAUGGCUGAGUCCUCGGGGUCACCGCACCGCUUGUUGUACAAACAGGUGGGCUCGCCGCCCUGGAAAGAAGCUUUCAGACAGGGAUGUCUCGAGAGAAUGAGAAACAGCCGGCACAGGCUCCUGAACAAGUACCGCCAGGCUGCAGGUGGCAACCCAGGGAGAGCCUCAGACAAGUUUCUUGUGCAAGAAGUGAUGGAGGAAGAGUGGCAUUCUUUGCAGUUGGUAGAGAAUUGUCCGGAGGCCUUGGUUCAGUUGGGAUUGCCAGAGGACCUCGCAGUGCUGCAGGACAUCGAACAGGAGCUGUGUGAUGAAGAAAAGUCCAUCAUAAGCGAGUAUGAGAAGAGUUUACAGUUUGAUGAAAGUUGUCUCAACGCCAUGUUGGCUGAGUGGGAAGCAAACCCCCUCAUCUGUCCUGUGUGUAUAAAGUACAACCUGAGAAUCAUGAACAGUGUGGUCACGUGUCCGUGUGGCCUGCACAUCCCACUGCACUCUCCAGAGCUGACGGAACAGAAGCUGCGGGGCUGUUUGGAGGAUCAUGUAAAUGAGCACAGUGCACACUGUCCCCACACACCUGAAUUUUCAGUCACCGGUGGACCAGAGGAAAAGCCCAGCCUUCUGAUGAGCUGCCUGGCAUGUGACACUUGGGCUGUGAUCUUCUAGUCAUCCUGGCCUCACCUUCACUGCUGAGCUGAGAACUACUCAUUCCCUCUGAGAGGGCCCCUGUAUGCACAAGCCUUUUGUAUAACUUAUUUUAUAUUAAAACUUUUCA